Molecule: messenger RNA, 1011 nt
Organism: Telopea speciosissima
Lineage: Eukaryota; Viridiplantae; Streptophyta; Magnoliopsida; Proteales; Proteaceae
Product: polygalacturonase inhibitor 1-like
Exons: 3
Coding region: 1-1011 (336 amino acids)
Molecular function (GO): protein binding
Source: RefSeq, a predicted model, not a curated record
AUGGAAGCCAGUCCCACCACCCGACUCUCCUAUUUCCCAACUCUCCUUCUCCUGUCCUUUCUCCCAACGCCUUCUUCUUCUUCUUCUUCUCGAUCUCUGGCCACAUCUGUUAGCUGCAACAAACAGGAUUACACAGCACUGAUGAAGAUCAAGGCAUCACUUCUCAACCCACACCACUUGGCAUCUUGGAUUCCCAACACCGAUUGCUGCAACUGGUCCUUCGUGAAGUGCACCUCCAACACUAACCUCAACACCGAACUCUCCAUCUUCGAAGCCAACAUCUCUGGCCAAAUCCCUGCCGAGGUGGGCGACCUCACAUACCUCAACUACCUCGCCUUCCAACAAAUCACCAACCUCACCGGAACCAUCACAAAACUCAAGUUCCUCGGCACACUCCUACGCUGCUGUAACAAUCUCUCUGGUCCAAUCCCUUCUUUCCUCGGCCAACUCACCAACCUCGUCUACCUCGAGCUCAACUUCAACCAACUCAGCGGAUCUAUUCCCGAAUCAUUAGGUAAAUCCAUUUCAUGGCUCAUCCUUUCUGACAACCAGCUCUCCGGUAAGAUCCCCAAAUCCUUUGGGGAUGCGCAUUUCGACUACAUCAACUUGUUGCGGAACAAGCUUGAAGGGGACGCGUCGAUGUUGUUUAUCAGUCAUAACAGCUUUCUAUCUUGGGACUUACCAUCAUUACAUGCAAUCCCAUGCAAUCCUAUCUUACCAUUAGCAAAUGGUUCGACGUGGAAUAUUGAAGUGGCGAGCAAUACGUUGGCCUUUAAUCUAUCGAAGGUGGGUUUCGCCAAGAACUUGUGGCGCUUGGACAUUUCGCACAACAAAAUCUUUGGGAGUAUACCAGAGACGAUAACGGGAUCAAUUGAGCAUUUGAACGUGAGUUAUAAUCAGUUGUGUGGAAAGAUCCCUCAAGGUGGUAAGGUUCAAAAAUUCGAUUCCUACUCCUUCUACCAUAACAAUGUGGUUCGCCGCUCGCCGCUUGUAAAGCAGCGGCGAAUGUAG